GCAGAUCUUUCAAAGAUGGGAAAUUCCAAUGAUUCUUUCCGUUUUGUCGAGCCCUGCUUUGGUCUCUGGUUUGAUGGUUGUACGUGCUAAAAAUCCGGUACAUUCCGUUUUGUUUCCCAUCCUAGUCUUUUGCGACACUUCUGGUUUACUUAUUUUGUUAGGUCUCGACUUCUCCGCUAUGAUCUUCCCAGUAGUUCAUAUAGGAGCUAUUGCCGUUUCAUUCCUAUUCGUGGUUAUGAUGUUCAAUAUUCAAAUAGCGGAGAUUCACGAAGAAGUAUUGCGCUAUUUACCAGUGAGUGGUAUUAUUGGACUGAUCUUUUGGUGGGAAAUGUUCUUCAUUUUAGAUAAUGAAACCAUUCCAUUACUACCAACCCACAGAAAUACGACCUCUCUGAAAUAUACGGUUUAUGCCGGAAAGGUACGAAGUUGGACUAAUUUGGAAACAUUGGGCAAUUUACUUUAUACCUACUAUUCCGUCUGGUUUUUGGUUUCUAGUCUGAUUUUAUUAGUAGCUAUGAUUGGGGCUAUAGUACUUACUAUGCAUAGGACUACAAAGGUGAAAAGACAGGAUGUAUUCCGACGAAAUGCCUUGGAUUCUAGGAGGACUACUAUUCAUAUUCAGAACAGAAGGUUCUUCUCCCACAAAGGGGAUGACGCACCUGUCCCCCCCGCUGAUCCGGAAUCCAUUUAAUCUGAUUUGGCAGAGAGAAUAGAAAGGAUUUAUAGGCGGGCCGGGGAGGAGCAAUCUUUAGUAGAAGCCGGGACUACGCCAAGGGAACUUGUAGAUAACGUCCUGCCAGAGGGGGCGGAGCUACCGCUUCUACAAGAAACCUGGGUUCAGUUUGUACGGGACGAGUCACACAGCGAGUUUUGGGUAGAGAUCGAUUCGAUAAUCUGCUAAGGAAAUAUGGGCACGCGGCGCGCGGUGAGCCCGACACCCCCGAUCCCGAUGCUCGAGCCUGAUGCCCCUCAAUCAGGAGGAGGCGACUCAGCGGGGAGCACGGGGGAAGAAAAUUGUCCGGGGGCGGGGAAGGAAAGUAGGAACCUCCGAAGGCCCGCCCGAGUCAAGGAAGCGCAAAAGUUAUUCUGAUUCUGAUUCCGGGGGGGAUGAUGGGAGUGACCCUGCUCCGGAUCCUUCUCCUUUCUUUUGAUUUUGACUAAAAUGAGAGGUGGAGAAAUUGAGUUCUUUUGAGCAGCGUUGUCUGUAGUAGAGUAGCUUUUUUUUUUUUCUUUUACAGAAAGAAGGCGAGGCCCACCUGCCUUCUCUAGGUACUUUACUUGGAAAGGUGUCACCGCCUUCCUUCUUCUCUAGGUACUUUACUUGGAAAGGUAGGUGCGGGAAAGAAGAGCGGGUAUGUGGGCUUCUUUCAAUCGAAACUUUUUUGAAGCCGUCAAACUUUAUCGUUUCAUUAUAGAUGGAUCUAAAACAUUGCGUUGCAGAGUGGAGGCGUGAAGAAGGUUAAGAGAAGCAAGCCAAAGGAAAGAAAAAGCAACUUGAUACAAUAUUGAAGAUAAACACUCAGGAAAGCACUGGGUCAACUGACUCCACUAGCCAGCUUCUGCUUCAGAACUUACUUCAAAGAGGCUGACUUAGCACUUAGCAUAAUGCUUUUGUUCCGGUGCAUAAAAGUAAGUGAGCAGGUGGGUGAGUCCAAAGGUUUUUCCGAAGCGCGAAGGACUUGCAGUUCUAAAAUAGGAAGGGCUCUGUACUCAAAUCAAAGCAAAGUAGUAGUUUCAUAGGUCGUUGUGCUAGAGCUAAGAUUUAUAUGAAAGUGUGAGGGGAAGCCAUUUCCAGCUUCUACUUUCUGCGAACCGGGCUCAUUACCGGCCUACAGUAGCAUUCUACUGUGAGCUUUCUCACUGCGGAUCGCCUUGAUUCACUGAUCGUUGACAGCUACUCAGGAGAGGUUAUCCUUUGCCAGACUUUGUGUUGAGAUGAGUUCUCCGCUUCCCGAAAAGAUGAUUUUUGUCAAUCAGCGUAGAGUGGUGGAUUAUAAAGUGGUACAGUCCGAAUGGGUUGGUUCAAGCUAGCUGUUCUUACUGAACAGGUGUUUUAGCAUUCUUUUCGAAUUCGAAGUUGCGGGGUGCUUUGGCUUUUCAAAGUUCUCAAAGAGAAUAAAGUAAAGGCGCUACGCGUGGAUCGAAUUAAAGUAACGUAAGGUUUCGUAAGAAACAAUUGAAUAAGCGUAUCAAAGAGAAUGAGGUCUAGCACUCCGAAAUACCAUUGAGAAAGAGCAAUAGAACAAGGUUAGAAUAAGAUCUCCAAAAUGGUUGAUGACUCCCACAACUUGUCAGGCUGCAUUCCCGUGAAAUUGUUUUGGGACAAUUCCAGUUUUACUAUCUAUGCGGUAGCUCAGCCAAGUAAUCUGGUAUCUCACCAUUAAGACGGUUACCUAGCAAGUUCAGCUCUGUGAGGUUCUUGCAUCCUUUAAAUGAAUGUCUCUAGAAUACUCCCAGUCAGAUUGUUAUUGUGCAAUAUGAGUGACUGCAGAGAGUUGGCUUGACAUAUCUCGGCUGGGAUAGAAUAGAACCUGAGAGCUGGUUGGUUUCUGCAGAGAAACUAACAAGAUGCUGCAAUGGCAGCGCUGGCAGAGGCCCACGGAACAUGUUUUCUGCAAGAGAUAUGGAUCGAACACUCGCCCUGUUCCGUAUCCAAUCUGGAAUAUGACCCGUAAGUUUGUUCCCUUCAACGAAAAUUGUGGCAAUAGCUUCUAAAUCUGCAAGUUCUUCAGGGAUAGAGCCUGUGAAGGCAUUGAAGGGACGGACAGAUUUUUGAGCGUAAGCUUCUUGCAGUUACUAAGCUCUUUUGGUAUGCUCCCACUGAGCCCAGCACCUUUGCAAACAGCCGAGUUAGAUUGCCCAGCUCACCGACAGAUGUUGGCAGUUCAGCAUUGAAGUAGUUCUCUGAUAUAUAAAGUUCCUUCUUUUGAGACCACCAAUUGACCAAGGGAUGGUGCCUGUGAACUUGCAUCCGGGGAGUUGAAGAACUUUUAGCAGCUUCAGGUUACCAAUCUCUUCUGGAAUGCUUCCACUAAGACCAUUCUGUCUCUAAAUUAGCAAUUCCUUAUUUUCCAGUUGACCAAUCUCCCUAGGUAUUGGCCCCACCAAACUGUUUGAUGAGAGAUCAAGUGUCAACUGGUUCACCAACGCAGUUAUUCCCGGGAAUAUUUAUCCCGUGAGGUUAUUCUGGCUUGCAUCAAGGUGCUAGAGCCGAGACUGGUUACCAAAAGCAGCUGGUAUCGACCCGUUGAAUGUGUUCAUGUGAAGGUCCAGGAUAUCCUCGAGGAUGAAGGCCAGAUCACGCCCAAUUCGAUCCUUGAAAGACCCAUUGCACUACAGCGGCAGCUCGGGCUCGAGCAACGGCGGGAGAUAAGUCUUCUCUUCAUUCAGCAUUCAGUCUAUCUUCGGAAAGCAGCAAUAAUUGAUGCACGCAGACGAUGGUUAAAUGCUUUCUUGAUUUACUACUAAUAGGUGGUGUCUAGACGCUAGGAAAAAGUGAGGAUUAUAGCUUCUGCCCCAUAGACCAUUCGGAAAGGAGUCUGUCCCUUCGGUCUUAUAUGUUAGUAUAGGUUGGUUCUUCCGAAUGCACAUAAGACCACUGGUCACCCUCAAUCCUUAGCAUUGAACUUGACUGAUUUGGCUAAGAUCUGGGGAACUAGAGCAGUCCCCAGAGGGCACUACACAAGGCAGGAGAGGCAAUAGCGAAGCGAAGCCCUAGUUCAAUCGAGGAUGGAUUCAUUGAGUGGGCGAGGAAGAUGAUUGGUAUGGGAAGAUCGGUCUUUCACUAAUGGAGCAUCUCCACCCUAGCCUUGAAGUUGAACAUCCGGGGAUAUCUAAAUAUUGAACCAGUGAUUAAAAAGAAUGGCAAGACUGCGGUUGAAGUCCCAGCUGGAAAUCCAAAUUGCUCGAACACAAAAAAUCUAGACAAAGGAAAGAAACCUGGUUUGCAUAUUUUCGUAUAUGCCCAACUAAUCUAUCGCAUAGGAAGAUCGCCCCUGUAAGUUUAUUUCACACAUUAUGUUACUUUGUUUAUGGUGUGGAAAUAAAUAUCAAUAUUCUAACUUGCCGCUUUCUAUGGAUGCAUCCUCUACUCUAGUGCUUACCUGUCCUACUUUCUUUAAUUCAUUCCUAUUUCCUCUCCUGUACUUAUAUUUAUCUUGCCUGCGGCAGUUUUGUAAUCAAUUUCUACUAGGGAUAGGGAGCGUGAACUUUCUCUCAUCCAGUGAAUGAGUUACCUGAAGAUCGAUGGCAUAUAAAACGCCCUAAUUCAAUAUAAAAUCUGUUAUUUCACUUUCAAAAUGCCCCGUUCGCACUUGCUUGAGUGAGGCGCAAGCCGUUUUCUUGCUAGGCAAGAUAGGUCAACGGAUAGCUUGUUGGUUGAUACGGGACCCCUUCUCAACUUCAUGUGUUUUGUAACUGCCAUAAAGCAAGGCCAUAGUCCAACAUUCCAUCCUUUUCCACCGCUGUAUUGGCUUCUGCUUCUCUUCCUUUUGCCGAGGAAGAUCUGCUUCUCUUGCAUCCUCCAGUCUUAAAUUCCUAUCCGUACUAGACUAGACCUUCCCUUAGCCAUCAACCUACCGAACCCAGGAAUGAGAUCCACAAGGAAAGAGAUUGGCAGAAAUCCAGAAAGAAUGAUGCACAAGAAAUGGUUAGAACCUCGAGAAUAGAUGCGAAUAGCAGCUCAGAUCAGAUCCGAGAUGGAGCAGCAAUAAAGCAAAGAGGAGCAGAAAGGUUCGAAUCGAAUCGCAAGCAGCUGACUAGAGAGAGAUGAGUUGAGAAAUAAAGACUAUCCAAAUAUUGGAUAAGUUGUUUCGUAAUUCAUCUUUGUCAUUGACUUCGGCCUCUCAUUUAUCCUUAUUUGGUAGCUGAGAAGUGAAGCACAACAAAGUUUUAAUAGAUCUCUUCCUGUCAUUCAAUAACCAUCCUUUAUUUUUGCAGUAUAGAGAAGUGAUUAGCCGGUGCCCAGGAUAAGGUAGUGGAACUGGUGCGUAUCAGGUUUGGCAUUAGCUCUUUUGAAUAAUAGAGCUGAGCAGCUAAGAACAGAUAGCAAUCUGGAACAGCUCUGAAAUGCAAAUAAAAUGAUGAUUGGUCCUAGCUUAUGGGUUGCGAUAAGACAGUUUCGAAGGUUCUAGCCAUCUCAAGGAAGUAUAUAAGUAGCUAUCGGCACCUUUUGAAGAAGGAGGCUCGGUAGCAGAGAUGUUGAGUAAAGUCUAGAUGACACGAACCCUAGCAGAUCUGCUAUAGCAAAGUGGUAAGUUACCAGCGGUGUCGAUAGAAUAGAAGAGAAGCAUCAGAGCGAGCGUUAUAGAUCAGUCAGCAUUAGCGACAUCAAUUCUGCUACAGUUUUGUUAAAGAAAGGUGAAUACAUUCUAAAAAGUCUAAAACUCAUCUUAUUUCUUAAAGAGCAUAUAACAACAAACGAUUUCACUUACAAGGGGGUGCAGCUGCAGGAACUGGGUGCUGUGCCGCCCGCUGCCUACUUAAUGUUUCGCUUGCCUUCUACACUUCUGCAAUGGGAGUCACCACAUGAGAUGCUAUUUUUCACCUUUCGCUAUUAUUCGCUCUUGCGUGUCUUUGGAGCCCGAUCUUUCCCUUGCUUACGCCCCUAGAAACUCCGUGAAAAAACCACCUCGUUUUUCCAUAAAUAAAGGAUUCCUAAUAAAGUUUUUACAUAUCAUAUCCCAGCGGUAUUUUUUUAAUAAUUUUUGCAUAAAUAAAGUAUAAUUUCCACAAAAUAACACUUUUAGGCGCCCACUUGAAAUUCAACUUAACGUUGGACGUUGACCAGGCCCUCUCUAUUGCCAGAAUUGGGGACUGGCUCUUCUCCACAACUAGAAAACACAGAACUGCCAGAGGUUUGGUCAUAACCAGCACGCACCCUCGCCAAUUUCGUUCUAAGCUCAAUCCAAGAUUGUGAUCGGGUUGCCUUUCGAUAUAACUUGGUUCAAGCUUGGAUCCAGUGGAUAGAUACUUUAAACGAUGGUAGGAACGGGAGCUACCCUGGAUCACUUGAGGAAGUAAGAACGCAAGUCUCUCAGUUGAAAUUAGAUCGUUCCAGGAUAAUAGCUGAAGCGGCUGAGAACUCCCAAAGAGAAGAGAACCAGCUUAAGGAGCAGGUAUCCGGAGUAUCAGCAAGCUAUAAAUAGCUUUAGGAUUGUAUGAAUAGAGUUGAGGAUCAAGUAUCCCUCAUAUUUAGAUCCCCCGUUGGGAAAAGCCCCUUUUUUAAAUCCUUUCACGCUUUCCCUUUGCCGAAGGCCGGCCUCUUUAGUUCCUACGUUUUCGGAAAAGAAGGUGAGACGCUAGCUAGCAACGGGAAAAAACGAGUAGUUAAAGAUGUGAAUGUAAGACUACUCGAAAGUACUUCCAUUUUUAUUAUAUUAUAUAGUUUCUAAUAGAGAGUACAGUUGUAUCUAUGUGCGAAACGACGAAAGAAAGAUGGAAGGCCCAAAGAGCUCUACAGUAGUGCCCCGGAAUGGGGUCGUAGAGCCGGUAACCCACUCUGUUUAGUAUUUUGAUUUCGUUCAAGGUGUUGCUCUGUCAAAUAGAGAUUGUGUGGGUGUUCAGUCUACCACUCAUGUUCACGUUCUACAAAUCUAAGGGAGUGCUCCUAGACUGGACGACUUCCCGUAAAUAACCUAGUUCAUGUUCCUUUGAAAGAAAUAAAAUGAAAGCUUUUGAAGCGAAGAUGUCAACGCGGUGCUAGGUUUGCGCCGGCCACGAUUAUUUAUAAGUAUAUUGGAAAGAAGAGUGACUAGGCUACGGUCUAACUUUUUCUUCCUAGCGGAGUUCAAUACGAAAAUAAAGGCGCUCCGCGUUGGGAAUGGCGUACGUAGUACGGGUGGUAUUUCCGGUAUAACUGAUCAGGGUUGUUCUGAAAGCAAGUCAAUUGGUGCUUUGGAAAGUGAGUGCCAGAGGCUAGUCACUGCUUGGUUUACAGAAGGGAAGGAAGAAAGAGAUACCGAAGCAGAUUCAGUAUAGAAAAGAAGAAAUUGAUACCAUUCAUUCCAGCUUAUUUGAUACCCACUUAAAGUUUCUAUCAAACCAUGUCUUUUUCUUCGAACGUCAAUCUCGUAGGAAUUUAGAUUGGAAGUGUGGUAUUGAAGGGCGAAGCCUUUACUCUUUUACUUGUUUCUUUGAAUAUAAUAUAACAUAGUAUUGACUACGCACUUCGAAAGAUAAUGGUGUAUUCCGAGGAUCAGUCCGUUUUUUAUUGAAUUCGCAAAUUGAUAGAUCUGGAUGAUUAAAAGAAUGAUUCUUCCCUGGGUAUUUCCCCGCUACCAUUAUGGAAAUUGGAGCUUUUCAAUUCCAUUUUGGAGAUGCUCGUAACGAUUUUUUUCUUUUGGGUGGGCAAGAAAAGGAUUUGACUCUUGAAGAUAUCAACUCAUACGCCUGCUCCAUACAUUAAAAAACAUUUUGGGUACUUUCUAUUAGAAUGGAUAAAUAGAAAUGGGUACAUUCCUCUUUCUCUUUCCUGGCCAAACUACCAAAAAAAAAGAAGAGAGAGAGCUGUAAGAGCGGUAAAAGCAAGCUCGGUGGCCCGGUUCACUACAGGUUGAUGUAUCCUUUUGAAAGAAAAGUCAAUCUCUCUAAAAAAUAAGCACUUCAACAAGUCAGGGCCCUUUUUUAUACAACUCCUAUGCGUAAUUGAUAGCUUUUUGGUAUUCUCCAUAUAUACUACUAGGUACGAAAUAACAGGAAAGAUAGAAAUAGUGACUUUGGCUUCAAAUAGAGAGCAGCUUAAAGGGAAGGAGGACAGCUCUGAAAAAAUAACUGAACACUGGCUAGGAACUGGGCUGCACUAAGCCCGGCACUUUUUGGGCUUCUUCAUGAAUCUCGUUUUCAGGUAAGGUCAGACUUAUUGAAUAUAUAUCUGAAAGAAAGCAAAGGAAUGAAUCGUUUUUCCAAUUACCUUCUCUCGAAAACCAUAGAUCUUCUGGUUACCAUUGACUAUCCGGCACUUUCGUCUGUAGAGCGAAGCAAGAAAUUGCAUGGAAGGGCUUGCCCUGCUAAUAUCAGCCUUGUUUGGAACAAUAGAUGCAAUCCAUUUCAGUGUAUGUCACUGAGUUCACCAUUGCAGUUGAGACGUCAGGCAAUUGAGCGUUCCCUAGAGUUUGGUUCAAAGGCUAAGGACUCCCCGCCGCCUUCAUAAGGGCACUAAGGCGGAGCACGGAAAAGAAAAUGGGGCACCCAUGUUUUACCAGUCCCGGAUCUCAGGGCCGUUUUGCACAUGAACGAAAUCGAAUUUCAUUGCGGGAAAUUUGGAUUUCAUGAGGGAGGAAAAGGCAAGGCGGAGGGUGGAGAGUCGUACAAUGCAUUGGUGGGAUGAAGGUGCUAGCUUGGCUGAGAUAGGAAGUUUCGAUGUGUAUGUAGAUUUGGUUCUAGUGCCCCCACCCUUUUCGAGAUCUGUCAGGAUUUAAAAGAUGUUAUAGUGUAAACUAUAGAGAAAUGGAAUGAAUGAAAUGUAUCUAAGAAGAAAGGAAGCCAUGCUCCAUCCUGUUUAUAAAAAGAACAUCACCUCCCUUCCCUUUUUGGUUAGAUACCGCUCCGUUAGGUACUAAUGCUUCUACCUAUCACCCUCCGGGUGAGUUUGAGAGCUGUGUUUUUUCCAACGUUAAUAGCAUUCCGCGAGAAAAGAGAAAAGUCAUCUACUGAUGUUGUCAGCGGAGUCCCUCGUCCAUCCAUGUAUGAAUAGCGGUAUCCCCCAUUUUGGACAGUGAUGAGGUAGUCGACGCAAUUUGCAUGUGUAUUUGCGUUCGGCUUUGCUACUUUCCUUCUAGACUAUAAAAGAAUGUCCGCGGAAGGGAAUAGUCUACGUGGCCCGGGCCCGGGGUAGUCUUUCAAUUCCUUUAUCGGGUGGGAGAGUUUAGAACCUGUUAAGCCAAUAGCUGCAGCUUUAGUCACACUAGCUACAUCAGUGGAUCAUGGAUUUAGCAUACCACCUCAGAAUAGUCUACGUGGCCCCUACUUUUAUUUUACUACUUUUUUUUCCAGUAAUGCAGACAGCCCUUUUUAAAGCGCUAGGCCGGGCAGUUGGUACGAAAACAGAACCAUUAGUGGAGUAAGAUCCCGAUCAAAGCAGAGCGGUCUAAUCGAAAUAAUCAUAUCUAAGAGCAGGCAGGCACACGACUGGAUAUCAAAGGUGGGGCUCCCCUCCUCUACUCUACUCUACUCUACUAAAUGAAAUGAAAUAGUAUUUGUAUUUGGGUCGUCUUUGUGUUCGAUUCGAAUAGAAGCGCCAUUGUCAUCCGCUGCAGUUCUUCAUAGUCCGUCCUAGUAAGCUGGUAGGUUGGUGGAUGUGAACAUAAACUCCUCAUAUUUCCUACUGUUGCUUCCUGUAUAAAGGAAGAGUUGUCAGACAAUGAUACUCUUUCCAAAUCUGCAAUCUUCGUCGUUGUAAUGCCUCAGUCAUCAAUAGUAGAUAGUUGCUCAACUAUGCAAUAAGGAUUUUCCUCUCCUCACAGAUUGGAGGACUUUCACUUGACUCACUAGUGGGUUUUGCCUCGGGAAACAAGAAUAUGGAUUUGAGCAAGUCUGUUUUCCCAUGGGCCUACUACCUGCUAUUUUCAAAGCGUAGAGGACCCGCCUUUCUGAUCAAAGUAUGCUUCCCUUAUGGGCGAAACCACUGAAUCGGACGGAUCCUUUUUUCUUGGAUUGACCAGGCCAGCUUCUCCACCCAAUUCUUUUCUUACGAGACGAGAUAGGCACAGUGUCAGGGUCAUGUGAUGUGAAUGGUUUGUUUGAUCUGUUUCUUGUCCCUAUGGGUUCGAUUGGCAAUCAGGAUAUCGGUCGCUUGGCACUAGUCGAAUAGGCGAUUCAGUCGUGAUAGUGCCAUCCCUUGCCCCUUGGAGUGAGUUGAAAGCACUCUUCCAGCUCUUGAUUCGCGGAAUUCAUUACGAAGCAAGAUUUCAUUUCAUUUCCAUUUACGUCAUUAGCAAAACAAGCAAGAUUCACCUCAGGAUACGACGAAUUCUGGAACACUUCCUUGAUUGAUAUAUGCAUUUUCUAGAGCAGGCACCAUUGACUGCUUCUUCAACGUCUAUACUAUACGAGACGAGACGAGUUAUUGUACGAGUCAAGCUUGCUCCAGACCAAGCUCACUUUACACGGGCUUAGAACUCAACCUGACCCAACAAGAAAACGGAUAGACGCAGCGCAACGGCUUGAUAGCCUGACUCAGCAAGAGGCGAGGAUGCACGUGACUAACUAAAACAGCUUUCGCGCUAUCAACUUCUUUGAUCGAACCUGGCCUGGCGAUUGAAGCAUUCGAGAUAUAGAAGAAACUGCCCAAGUCAACCGGAUAUUCCAAAGCAAGGGUUAUGAAUCAAAAGAGAAGUGCCAGCUGGAUCUCUGGUUCAAAGUUCAGGGCAUGGAAUUGAUUCGUAUGCUCGUUCUCUCGCUGAGCAGAACCAUCUCUGUCUGAGAAGACCCAGUCUCCCAGUGUUUCUAGAAAAGGAAAUCCCAUUCGUCAACCUAAAUGGAAGGGCAGGUAAGGGAAGGCCAGCAGGAAAUUCAGUAAGUAAGGUAUCUCAGUGCCAGUGCUCUCCGGUUUCAAGUUGAUGCGGGCAGUCGUGGGGACAGGCAAAGCUGGGAUGCCUUACUAGCAGGAAUGAAAAGGUAUGUAUGAACCAACAAAGGUCAAGUAGACGAACACAUAUCCACUCCACUAGAGAAAGCGUCGAACCAGGGAAGAAUGAAUGGUUAGAACCAGUCAAGGGUGCCGUACUCAUGCCUACGGGGAAAGAGACUGAUCCGUAUCUGAUACGCCUUCACUUCUUUCGAGCUUCUUAUUCGAUUUCUUAAAUGACUUCUUCGGGCCUUACCCUAGACUACCUUCACUUAACUUAAUGCAGAAGCCAGAGUUCGAGGAAAGCGGUAGUUGGUUAUUUCGGGAUGAAUUUCUAUUUCUAAAAUGUGGAUGAACAUAAAUGGACGGAAACGAGAAAAAUGCAUAAUUCAUAUAAGUUCAUUCGAAAGAAUGAGGAUUCAUGAUGUCUCUUCCCAACCAUUCUUCCUGAGGAAGGCACCUCCGAUCGAGUCCUUAGCGCCAUGGAUAUUCUUCGCAGUGCCUUUGGAUGCUUCUCAGAAACCGCCUCUUUCCACUGGCUAUAUGAAAUUCCAAAUGAGACUUCCCUGCGUCGCCAAAGGAAUGGGAAACUUCUUGGUUCGAAACCUUUGAUCCUAUGCCGCCUGUCUGAAAAUAAAUAUAAGCAAGGCACCUAUGACUACGAAUCCGAAGGCCAAGCAUGCGGAUUUGACAUGGUUUCCCACUUUUCUCAGAGUCACUGGGCAAUAGAAAAGUAUACAAGCACAUUUCCAAUCUACAUAAAGAUACCAACCAGGUAUCUACUUCAAAGACAGGGCGUCGGCGAUCCUCUACUAUUAAGAGACAGAUAACAAUGGUGCCGACAGAGAUGGACAGAACUGCAGAGAAUACCUCUCCGGAGAAGUCCUUACAUGUCUCAAACUAAAUAAAUCCAACCAAUAGUGAAACUGAAACAAAAAACACGUCUCUUACACACGAGAGACACUGUUGAGUCUCUCUAUACUAUUUUCAGUAUAGAGUCGGGGUACACUCAACAAAGAAAAAUCCCGAACAAGAACAAAGAAUGGAAGAUAUUAUGAGCACGAUUCGCAUAUUGUUGCCCUUGCGUAAGCAGAUUACCGGAUAUUUUGACAAACCGAGCCUUUCUCUUAAUCGAGAUUCUACUAAUGAGUUCUUAAGCACCUUUCUAAAAACUUACAUCGAGGAUAUUCAUGAUUUCCAUUUCAUCGAUGAAGAUCCUAUAGAUCGGGGAGAAUCCUCUUUAUCAUUAGACAAUAAGAAUACAACUUAUUACGAGGCUGAUGCAAGUGAUGAAGAAAUGGAUAUAACAGAUGGGAUAGAGGGAAUCAUAGGGGGUACUAAUCGAGGCCACAACGGUGGUGGCGACGGUGAAGCUCUAUUCAUUCAAAUAAGCAGGUUACUUAUGAAAUAUAUAAAGUAUUAUAUACUCAACAUAACACAUACCUAUGAUGCCAUGCCUUGGUGGGUAAGCGGGAUACCAUGGUGGAUGGCUGAGAGUAUCCUCACACUCUUAUCGUUAGUAUGUAUACAUUCUAUACUUCAAUUUAAUCCUCUUAUCUAUAAGGGCAAUCGAUGUGAUAUUAUUUAUAAGGUGCCGGAUAUUACAUUAAUAGGAAUAACCAACCAUAUAACAAAGGAACCAAUUAAACAGCUACAAUGGCUCUAUUCUCUGACACCUGAUAACUAUCCUACUAAAUGGAUCUAUAGACUAAGAAAUCUCUUUAGUUAUGAUGAGAAUAUUCCAUAUAGGAUAGGAUUUCUAAGAAUAAAGUGUUCUUUAGGCUUACGGAGUAUAAAAGGCUUAGUAUUAAGUGAUUCUGUAUUAUAUCAAUAUGCCCAUUUGGGAGCUGGCCUCAAAUCUCUCAUUCCGCAAUCUAGAGUAGCCAUUUUCAUGCAAGUUGCAACUCGUCAUUUUGAUGAAAGGCAUCGUAAGUAUCUCUACGGUUUCUUUAAUAUACUUGUGUAUUCUGGCGUAGGAUUAGUUGUUUGGUACUAUAUCACACCACACCUUAUACCUGAUUUAGGAUUCUUCCGCGGGGUAAACCUAGAUUCUUUUAAGGACCCAGCUUCGGUUGUUGAUGGGUACAAGAGGGUUUCGUACAUAUUUACAAAAGACGUCGUUAAGACUGUGUUAAGAACUUGUCGAAAUGAUACUUUUUUUCACAAUUUACUAAAUGAGGAAUCAAUCCAAUUUUUUGAUAACGAAAUUAUCAGCAUAACCGAUUUGAAUUCAAACAGACACCUUAAUCUAGAUCACUUCGAGGAGGUUGAAGCUAACAAGCUAGAUCUAGUAGCGUGUAUUGCAGUAGGUAUUAUGAGUGCUACCUUUAUAGCUACCAAUCUUCUUCCUCCUGGUACUACUACGAUAGUCCAAUGAAUAAGGAGAAGGUCGUUAUUUGUCAGUAUUGAGCCUGAUAGCAUAAUUCAGUACCCGUGAUGAUGGGCUCUAGCAAGGAGGAAGGGAAGCAUCCUCUUCAAUAGCUUGAAAUCAACUACAGAGUGUUGAGUAUCAAAUUACGUAUUCUAUUUAUUCAGAAAUCGCACAGGGGAAGCUCCUGAAUUCAUUAGUUGAGUAUGUGAUCUCAUAGUAAGAAGUGAUCACAAACGGUGAUGGAUGCCGAGAGUAUGUUGAUGGGGUGAAUCUGUAGAACAAUACUACAGUAGAGAUUGGGUAGCCCCCUCAACUAUAAAAUAAGCAAAUCCUGAAAGGCGAGUAAAAGCACCUACAGUUGUAUCUGUCUAAGCUAUUAUAAGCUUAGAGAAGGGGGGGAAACCCCCAUCGGGUAGAUGCAACUAUACAAAAUACCCAACACACACAAAAACAAGGGACACACUAUUAUAUCAUGAAAAACACUGUCGAGUCAUUAGAACAGUUGAAUACCACACUUUCUAAUACAGUCAACGAUAUACCAGAAUCAUCUGCAAUGGGUGCCUUAAGCCAUUCGGCUAAUUCGAGUAUUAAUGCAGCUCUUAACAGUACGGAAGAGGUAAAAAGGGGUGAAGAUGUCGCGGGGGAUUCAAUUCAUGCAAAUAUUAGUGAUAUGUUUCAUAUAGGUAACCCAUUCAACCCAUUUCAGUGUUUCAUUGAUAACCACAUGCGUAAAACCAUCUUUGCAAAAAAUCCAUAUGUGCAAUACGCUGUCGAAAGUUCUUAUUACACACCUGCGGUUAAUCGUCUGGUUAAAGGGUUGAGUUUGAAAGAUAUGGAUCCUAUCAUGCGUAUGCACUAUCUUUAUAUGCGCUCGUUGCUCCGUUUAAAAUUGAAAAGAAAGAUUUAUCGUGCAGAUUUCAGUGAAUAUAAGGGGUUGCGGUCUCUCUAUAACAGGGCUACAGAUAAUUUAUAUAGCCACCUACAAAGGGCAUUAGAAAAGUAUGAAAACUUCGGUGUUUCUGCAAAACAUAAAGUAUUGCAAUGUUUAGUACACGUGGUGACAUCACAAUCAGACAACAGUGUUAGGUAUGUCUAUGGGAACAUCUUUGCACUAGUUAGAUUAGGUACUUAUGUAACAGUGUGGUACUGUUAUACUGAGAGCGCACCAGAUUUCAUAUCUGUGGACCCGCACUAUCUUGAUAUAGAAUUGAUUAUUGAUUUAUUCAAAGUUCGUAAAUUAUUCGUAUGGAUUCCAUACGAGGAAGUGAUUAGUACAUCAAUCUUAGAAGCUUAUGAUGCGGUUGUGGAAAGGACGGCUUUAACGGAUUGCUUGGAUAGAAAGUUGAGAGAAGAGGAAUUGUCGGAUAAAUUCGAAUUCUGGGGGAAAUGCUCUGAUGGUGAUCAUACCAUAGAUUCUGUAGAGGAGAAUGCCACUAUAGAAUAUGCUAGCAGUAAAGAAGGUAGUGCCUGUAAAGAGGGGGUGGAUAGUAGCUGUAAAGAAGAAGGUGGUGGCUGUGAAGAAGAAGGUAGUGGGAGUGAAGAAGAUAGUGACGAUAGUGACAAUCCUAGAUACCUGGCAUUCGGUGUGGUUGUCCUUGUAGGUGUGUUAUUAUACGUCUGGUAUUGUUCUAGGUAAUUCUAUAUUUAUUGUGAAAACCAGAAAUAAGAGUUUCAGUUCAUACUUGGCGGUAAAGGGAUAACCUUUUUGUCUUGAGUGGAAAUAGAAUUCCUUUUUGCAAAGCUAGCUCUUAUGGCGCAUUGGUGCACAAUCGUGCACUGCUUCUUCCUCAUAAAAGAACCCGGCUUUCCUUCCUAUAUGUUUAGGAUAAAAACCUUAUCCAUUAAGAGAUGGAACUUCAAGAGCUGCUAGGUCUAGAGGGAAGUUGUGAGCAUUACGUUCGUGCAUUACCUCCAUACCAAGAUUAGCACGGUUGAUGAUAUCAGCCCAAGUAUUAAUAACGCGACCUUGGCUAUCAACUACAGAUUGGUUGAAAUUGAAACCAUUUAGGUUGAAUGCCAUAGUACUAAUACCUAAAGCAGUGAUCCAGAUCCGGCCAAGCAGCCAAUCAGUCGUGUAAAGAACGAGAGUUGUGGAAAGAAACUAGCCUAGCGUAUUGGAUGGAAGAUUCGAUUCAUCGACCUAAAGAACCGUGCCGGGGGUGCCGUGAGCAGCCACACCUACUACUUGACUCUUCCUCUUGACCGAAUGGCGAACCCAGAUUCUUCAUUUAUCACCGCAAACGAACAAUUUAUUUGCGUAGUAAAUAGAGUAAGGAUCAAAGAGUAUACCACUAAACAAGACCCUUAUAGAGCAGAGAGAGAGACAAAGGACAUAACAAGACCCUUAUAGAAAGUCAAAAAGAUAAUCAAAGGCAUUCCCUGGUUUACUAACCCUUAUAGAGUACAUGAGCCAAAGCACAAUCCAUCCCUUCCAAUCAGACAAGAAGGAAUCCGAUGUAUUGAUCUUCGUCUGUACUGUGCUGUACAAGACAAUUACCAAAGAUCACAACUAAUGAUCUGUUUGACACAAGACAUGACAUGACCUGGCGGAUCAUAUACAGAAAUGGGUUUAGCCUUCUCCUUGGCUUGACUCUUGUAAGUGAAAGGUUGGAUCAUAUCUGGUUUCCGGGAAGGUGCCUCGCUAUUCCUCUGUUUUGUAGCUGACUAGUAAAGGUGGCCUAGCCUGCACAGGUUCGUUGGUUUCAGCUUGUGCUUUACUUGAGUGGUUUCGGGCUCUGUUUGGUAUUAGCUUGAGAAGCGGUUGUAAUUGUUCAUUCAUAUCUUGUUUCAGCAAUGGUCUAUACUAUAGAGCUCGGGAAUGCAUUCCAUGCCUAUUCUUCAAUAUGAGAAGGGGUGUCUCCCCCUCUUAGAGGCUUUCCUCUUAGCUUAGAGGCUUUCCUCUUUUUAGCAGCAUCAGCUUGAAUCUCCCGAUUAGCAAUCAUGAUUUCCGAAUUAGAAAAUUCAUUUCGGAGAUCUUCAUUCUCCUCUAACAAAUUCAUAAUUAUCCGAUAGGAGGUCGGAUUGAUACUUUUCACAUCAAAGUCACCUAUAUGGCAGGGCUUAGUAUCAACCCAUACUCCAUUUUUGUCGAACACAUACUCCCUCUUUUUACUUUCUAACCCCAUGGUAUACUUACACAUUUUCUCUUGAACCAACAGUUCACGGAAGUUUCUACUGAACUUUCGGACAUAUGAAAUCACUUUUUUAGCCCUAGGGUCAGCUAGCUGGUUGAUGAACCAUUCUUCAUCAGCCUCAUCUUUACCCGCUCCUUUAAACUUUAUUAUGGGUUGGUCCACACUAGAUGCCUUAAGCAUAUAGGACUUAGGUGCUAAAAAGAUGCCAUAUUCGACAAAGUGCUCAUGCUUAAACUUACCCAAAGCGGUAGGUGAUACCUCUUCUUCAGGAAGUUCCCUCUCAACAACGACUGAGUCCGUAUCCGUGUAAUAGCAGUCAUCCCUCGAAAUGAAUGGGUGCAUUCUUAUGCGGGCAUAACCCGUGACAGCGGCCGAUAUUUGAACAGCAGCAUAAGUAGGGCGGUCUGAACUAAGCUUCAGUAAAUCCAAACUUCUGACAUUUUUGCAUGUUACUAGGCACUUGUCUGAACUAAGCUCAUAACUUUGAACAAACCCAUCAUUAUAGAGAGCUAAUUUUCUACUUUCUUCUGUAGAAACAAUUUGAGUCGUUGUGCUUUCGGGGCUGAUCCCGAACCUCCCGUAGAGACUGUUCAUGGUGAUUUUAUAGAUGAAAUCCAGAGCUUUCUCCCCUUUAGCCUUAGCAUCAAGCCUUUUGCUGUAGAUGUCGUACACAAAACGCUUGAAUGGUGAUUCCUUUCUAUCAAAGAUAUAUCCACAGAUCGGGUAUACUUUGUAGCCCAAACUUACUGCAUACUUAAGCUCCUCAGAAAAAUAAACACCGAGAAAUCUCCCCGUGGGGAAGAUUAUCGUACCAUCAUCCUUUUUAUAAGGUAGAAGAGGCUUUUUAAUAUGCUUAGGACAAAUUAUAAAAGCUCUAAUGAACCCAAACAUAUCAUUCAACACAAUCUUUGAUUUCUUUGAUCCUAGAUCACUAACCCAGCGGGUCUUGCCUAUAGGCAUAUCAUCUAGCAUAGAUGAGGGGUAUAGAGAAUUUACAUCAUAAUAAUACAAAUUCUCCCCGUAUGGCUUAUACACGUCCGUGUGACCACCGUAGUAGCCUUCCCUAAUAAAUUGAGCCUCAUUAUCGUCAGGAAUGUAGAUGCGAUUAUCAUCAUCAUCCUUAUAGUAAACACGUCUAAAUAUUUUUAGGGCCAAUGCUGAUAUUGUUAAUACUUUCAGGAUAUCAAUCCCAUACUCUUCCCAAAUAAUGGCUUUAGCGCGUUGCAUAACAGCAGCUGUUAUUAGAAUAUCUUGUUUAAGAUAAGUUAAAGAGUCUUCCCUAAUACUAGGUAGUUUAUCAACGGUGACAUUCUGGUGAUCGAAAGAUCCCUUCCCCCCCAAUUCUGGGCAAAAACUAUUGGCUAGAUCAGCGAGCUUUACUUUCAACAGGAGGUACGAAUCCAUGAACGUUAAAACAAGCCUUUUAUCCCCAUUUUUGGAUACCUUAUACAGUUUUAUGGAAUAAAUACAGUCGUUUCUCAUGAUGGGCUCUAUAUGACAGUUUUUAUAACUUUUAGUUAAAAAAGAGAGUAUCAUAAUACCGUCGAACUGAGAUAAAUUGUGAAAGUAUACAACCAUUGAACUUCCUCUUCUUUGAACAUCCUUUACUAUUCUAUUAAUCAUCUCUGUGAGCAUCUUUUCACUCAUAUCGUGAAAAUCCUGGCACACUUUUGAGUAGUCAUGUGCAUAGAACGUCGUAAUAUGCUCCGCGUUAACCCGCUUUUCCAUAUCAACCAUCAUAUACCCCCCUGCGUAGGGCACGUGAGUUUUGUCGACAUCCGUGUCUCGUCUUUUUAAUAAAAGAGUUUCUAGAUCAGCAACAAAAAAUAGAGUUUUGUUUUUCAUUUCUGUUUUAUCGACAGGGAUAUAUGACUGAUAGCGUCUUUUUGAACGUCGACCCAUCUUGGGUAUUUCUAAAUUAUUUAUGUCGCUGUAUUUAAUAAGUGCUCCCUUCAGAUAGUUCAAAGAUUCAUCUUUAGUUGGAAUUGAAGCUUGAUUCAAAUCUAUACUACCCUCCCUUUCUGAUUAUUCUAUUUAAUGCAAGAGUAAGGAUAGACGUCUUAUUCUUCAGUGUUGAGAUAGAAUGACUGUAGACCCUCUUCUCUCUUUUAGUUAGCCUUACUUAUUUAUUCCAAUUCCUCAGCUGGAAACAGAACUACCAAAGGGAAGAAGACAGAAGGCAACAAAGGCGCGUAUCAGCUUCAAGCAUAUAGAGAACUUGACUUACUCACCUACUUUAAUGCCUGCUUUUUACUACUUGAAAUUGAAAGCUGGCUUGGCUCUCAGACCAAUUAACUUGACACCUGCUUAGCGCCCUCACUGCUACUUCUCUCAUUAAGCUGCUCUCUCCUUUUAUCAACUUAUGAAAAAACAGCCUAUUGAUCUUCCGUCGCUCGCUAUGGAUGGUUGCAGUUGCCAAAAGGCUACCUUUUCGCACAACACUUAAAUGAGUCACUGACUGGUUUUGACGUACGUAAUACUUAACCUUACAAUCGGCAUUGCCCUUCUUCUUGCAACAGAGGAUUCGUUCUCUACGCCGAAAGGACUAAGAGCUCUUAUUCCGCAGCCUUUAGCACAUAAUGGAAUUGCUCCUUCUAUGCCUCCUCAUCUGUCUCGCCUGCAAAUCCUGCUAACAGCCUAGUCUAUUAGGAAACAGCUGAUUCAAUUGCUAAAACUGCUGUUCGAGAAGGGACUAACGGCACUGAUUUCUAGUGCUAUAACAGAAACUGCCCUUAACGCGCAAAUGAAAGCCCUCACAACACUCUUUACCUGCAACUGCUCCCGCUUAUGGUAGUAGAUAAACAGGUGGUGGACAUGUAUCUGCAGCCUCUGCUGCUGGUAGAUUGACUGUUUUAUAUGGACUGAGGCUGCAACUGAGGGUAGUGCCUGAGAAUGCUACUCUAUUCCUGGAAUUAGCCAUCCCCUUCUUUGACUAUUCGACCUGCUCCUCGAAGCAAGGAAGGGAAUUCAGAUGGCAUUGAAUGCCCUUUCCGCAAGAAGGAUAGGAGUUGGCUUACCGCAUCUACCUUCUGGAUAAGGGCUGGGGCGUUAACUUAAGUACUAAAGCAGCUGGACCCUUCGUUGAUUCCCCACGAAGGAAUCGGAAUAUCGCUACUUCCCCUUACUGUCCUAAGCAGGGGAGAUGGAUUAAAAACCUUGUGUGAAGGAAAGGCUGUAAAUGUCGUUGACCAUUAAUCCGGUUGAAGGACAAAUGGAAUGGAGAGUAAAGGAAAAUAAGGUCAUUCUUCUGUCUAGCUUCUGGUCGGUGCCCCUUCUCCAACUCCGCCAGCCAAGACUCUGUUACUCGAGCAGGAAAGUUUUCCGUGCGUCCUGUGUUCUCCCGGUUCUUACGUCUCUCAAGCCGGUUCACUUGCCUGGUCAUUACUGGACUACCAUACAAGAUUCUAUACUGAGCUGACCUAUCAACCAGACGGACUUGAACAACUGACCUGUCUGCUAUUGUUAUUGCCGGGCUCAGGCGCCAGGGAAGGGAUGAUCAGAGAAGUCAAGUCUUGCCUUGGGUCAGAGUUCCAGUUCUCUCAGAAGAAUCUCCGCUUUCCAAUCCAGGUUUACGGCUUCCAUAGCGUAUGUCAUUGGCCAUUCUUGCUUCAUAGACUGCGGCACCAUUGAUUUAUGGCCCAGAUCACGAAAAAGAGAAGGCCUCAAAAACGGGAUGGAGCCAAUGAGUAGAGUAACUAGCGGUUAGAUUCGUCUUUAUGCUCGUUAUACGUGAACUAAUCUCAUUUGUUACGAAUCAAACUGAUUGACUCCGGUAGAAUGAUCCAGCGAACUCUUCCACACUGGCAUCAAUACUACUACUCCUCGGUGGCAGGCAGCAUGCAUAUUGCAAUUCAUUCACAUCUGCCAUCCAUCUGUCUCUCUCCUCAGCUCUACGCCGCCCUGUCCCUUAAGGAAAGGAAACUAGACUAGAAAUCAGAAGAACCAAAAGAGUGCCGCAGUAUUCUCAUAAGAUCAGAUCAACGCUCAUAUCUCUUGCUCGAGGUUCUAUCUCAUUCCUUGCUGCUAGUGCUAGAUAGAUUCUUUUAUUUGAGGAUCGCAUUCCUUUCCUCUUGCUCGGUCUAGUUGCAGGGUCUAGAUCGCAUUCAUUCACUAAAGUUUGCUUUUUCUACUCACUUCUAUGUGUUCAUCUAUUGACCUGGCCCGAGGCAAUAUUGAGUAGGGCUUUCAUAGGUGAACUUUCCGAACUAGCUUUCCAAGUUGUUUCGUUAUCUUGUGAUGUGCCGGAUCUCUCUUGAAUAGCUCGGUUUCUUGCCUUCCGGUUUCGGUUCUAAGUUGCUGCCCAUUCAUUUCCUACGAAUAAGGAGAUAUGUAAAGCCAGUCAUUCUAUGAAAGAGAACUUGAACUUCCAUGAGGCAAGUAGUUUAUCGAAGGUAUGGAGAAGGGCUUCACUCGCGCCUUGGGGACUGAACUAGAGUACAGAACUAGCACUAGCUUCACUAGAGUAGAGAACUCGCUUCCUCCUUCCUUCUUUUCCAUUCCUAACCUGACUAUUCCAGCUUACUAGUUACCAGCGUGUAUAAUUUCCAGCCCUACGAACACUGAAAGAGAAGGCAUAGAAUCGAUUCUUUGUUGGAUCCACUCGGAGGUUCCUUCUGACCUUGUGUGAACACACAAAAGCUAGCGGCGCACUUUCUUGUCAACCUACCGAACCUCUCCUCUGCUCUGAACCGCACCACCAAAAGUACGGAUAUCCGGAUCUGGUUCCAUACUGGACUGGCUAUAUGAACUCCUCUUAGACAAACAAGGAACUAAACUAUGAUACGUAAGAACCUUAGCCGCCUUACCAACACGCAAGUAAUAUAACUAUAGGUUUAUUAUCUUUGAAACCGGGGAGCCCAUCAUCAUAUUCAAAGAAGGAUGCUUCCCACCUGGCACUACGGAACUAUUGUAUUGAGGAACGGGCCAAUGUCAUAAAAUGCAAUUCCUGCCUAGAAAUGGACUAGACUACGUACGAACUUGGAACCCAGUGGCAGGACAGCUAGAAAAGUCCAAUGGUUCAAAUCCCUGUUCUCGGGGCAAGGCAUCUAUUCUUGAGCUCUUAUGUGAGAAGGGUUUUUCUUGUUGAUACCCACAAGACGACUCCACUUGUUAUGAAAGUCCUCUUUUCAAAGCGAGAUCACUAUAAGGAUAAGGAUAAGGCCGGCGGGCCCUCCCAAGGGUGGGUGGGACCGACGCAAGCGAUAACACUCCGCCCUUGGAUUCGUUUCGCAAAGGGAGACAUCUUGGCUAAACACUGACACAAUCUACAAAUACCACUUCCAAUACAAUUUGUAGAAACUCCGACUCCCGUUCAGAAAGAAAUGGGACUUCCCCGAGAGGGGAUUCACUACUUGAUGAUGGCCGAGCCAACUCAUUAAUGAGAGAACUCGGACAAUUAAAGAAAUCAGACAAAGAAUAUAGUUAUUAGUUCUGAAAGUCCAAUUUUCUCCUUUCUACUUUUCUAAAACCUAAACAAAGAGGCGUUAGCCCUGUGCUCCUAUUGUUGAAGCAGCAAUUCCCAAUCUACAGAAAGCCCGUGCCCCAAUCCAGAACAGGAACAGACAAGACAGCGCUAGCGAGGAAUAGCUUUUCAGGCACUAUCCAACAGAUCAGAUCGAUUGGCUUUCAGGAAGGAUAUGUCUCCAGCUCUACGGCACUCUUCACUCGUUGUGGAGCGGGCAGUCUACCUCCUAUAUCGCUCGUUUUCUGGUUGGUAGUGACUCGAGGUGCUGGAUGCGUGUUCAAUGCAGCUCUAUUGUCCCCUUGUCGGUAGUGGCCAUUGAUUGAGCUUCUGCAGUUGGUGGGCGUGGAAAUUCUUCUUUUUCAGUGGAAGUUUCAUAGCUAGCGAGACUAGAAGCAAAGAGCACAGUGCUAGAGCCAACAGGCAUUAAGGAAAAGAGUGCUAUAAGAGCGAAAGUCAAGCACAGUGCGAAGGAAUGCAUUUUCUUUUUAGAAGGGCAGAGAGUGGGGGAGGAAUGAUUCUCUGAAAAAGGGUAGGGUCCAGUUAGCUCGGAAGGUUUGACCCGGUAUAUUUCCCGGAAAUAUUUAGAGAGAAGACUCCAUUCAAAAAAUGCAUCCUUGGUCCUAGGUCUUAUUCAAUUAAACCGAGAAGGGCAGGCAGGUGACGCAAGUGUAAGGUGUGACCCUCGAUCUGUCUGUGAACCGGAAAGGAGGUAUGGUACUCGAAAUCAACUUGUUACUCUGCCUUCCUAUCAACAGGAAAUGGCUUGCAUGGAUCCAAAAAUAAAACGAAAACCAACAACGUUGCAAUGGGGAAGGGCGUAGCUGGUGUAAAACUAAAGCUAUAUCUUUUCUUCUUUGCUUGUAACAAACAGAGCUAUCUAAAGCUUGAAAGUAAGCAACAGAGCUAUCUAUUCCAACGUAUUGGUCCAACUCCACGGUUCCUCUCAUCUUUCUUGUCGGAGAAAGCCUGUCUUCUGAGACAUCCAUUAAUCAAAUUUGAUCAGUAACAAAAAUCGUAUGUAAUGAAAGAAGAGUCAGCCCUUGGGGUGGGGCACGAGGGGGUCCCCUGUAUGCAGGUCGCUACUUAACUUGACAAGCAGUGUUGCUGUGUAAGAGAUUGUGUGGGCGCGGUUCGCGAUCUCUUCUUUCCUUUCCCAACCAAAUAAAGAAAUGCAAAAAACGACUAAUUCUAGACCAGAAGAUCUUCUCAUGUUGGAUAUCAGAAAUAAAAUGGGUGAUCUUUCGGGAGGGAGUGCCAGUAGCACCAGUUCAUCGUCUUUUUUGUCUUGCAAUUCUAGUCUACACUCUCAUAGUCCUUCUUCUUCAGAAGGAUUCAUUUCUUUUGGGACUCCCUCGUCCUCUUCCUCUGUCAAUCAACCAUCGCCAUUAGCAUCCUCUUCCUCUGUCAAUCAACCCUCGCCAUUAGCAUCCUUUUCUGUGAACCAGCCAUCCCCUUCUUCCGUGAAAGGAGUAUUCUUAACGGACAGUGGUACUCCCUCUUCCUCUUCGUCCGUAAAUCGGCCAUCCCCAAACCCGACCGAUGAAAGGGUCGUAGAAUAUCAAGGGGCUAUACGCGAGGAAAUGGCCAAAUUAAUGCCCGGCAGGGAUCACCAAGAGAUUCUAGUUGCAGCCGAACGAAUACAUGGGGGGAGUGCUAAUAUAGGAUUUCUUCGAUCACAGCUCCGGGAUUUAGUAGCAAAUGGCACUGAAAGUGAAGCCUUCAAGUACGGAAUAGCUGAGCUAGCGAAUGAGAAUUUAGCGGCAAAUUUCGCUGCGAUGCAUUUAGCGGAGAGUCCUUUGGAUCAAUUUGGCAUUCACCCUCUCGCUCUCGCUCUCGGUCUCGGUUUGUUCCUAUUUCUAGUUUUUUUUUUCUUGCGCUGCGGGAAGUAUGGAAAAACAGGACGAGAGCAGCAUAAUCGUUAGUUAGGGGUAAGAGGGGAAUCUUAUGUCCAUAUUAUCUAAAAAAAUAUAUGAGUGUUAAGCUUGUGCGCGUUGUUAUUUGUUGUUUAUGUGAGGCUGCAUGCGCUUGUUAUUUGUUGUUUAUGUGAGGCUGCAUGCGAAUGAUUAACUCGUGUCUUUAUGUCCAUGUGAGAAGGCUAAUAAAUUAUCUCUUUUCUUUGGUCCGGGAAAAAGGAAGUAAGACCCUCGAGACGAGAACUACAUAUGGUCUGAUACUGACUUCCUUGAAAAGAGGAAGACAAGUUAUGUAGGCAGUAGCCGUUCCAGAAAUGCAGCGGUACCACAAGUGCUCAUUCAUUGGUCCAACCUAGAAGCUACUUGGGAAGACUAUGAAUUGAUUGCAAGUAAGUAUCAUGGACAAGGAGGAUUUUUAGGAGAAAGGAGAUCCUCUCUCAACCCAAUAGAUGCAAUGUAGGAAGACUAGUAUCUUUAGUCCAUGGGUGUAACACCAUAAGAUGGGAUUGAUGGUAAUCUAUCAUAAAUCGUUUCCCUUUUUGUCUAGAUGACGUCCCCACGGUGUCUAUAAUUUAUGUCAACCAAUAAGAAAUACCCGAAAGAAGAUGCGUAGGCCUUCAAUCAUGGUGCAAUGAAUAUCGUAGAUAGAGUGAUGGAAGAAGUUCGAUCUCAUAUAGCUAGCUGGAGUCUUUCUUUUCAAAUCAAAGUGAAACGAUUUUCCUUUUACGUUGAGAUAUUUGAAUUGGAUUUUCUUUCACCACUACUAUCGUAACGCACAGAAAACACUGACGUUUCCGCUCGCUUUCAACCACUGCCACUUUACCUGAGCACUGUGACGCAGUCGGUCAAGUAUUGAGGCUAGUAUAUCAAGGACUUAUGAGAACUGAAAAGAAAAAAACUAGGCAAAGGAAUUCUCAAAGUUCAUUGAGUUAAGGGAGGACCAUUCGUGGGGGGUUCGUGGAAGAGUUGGGUUCGAUUCCCUUUAUACGCGAUGUGGCGAAAAAGACUGAUUCAACGAAAUAUGCCUGCAUUAAGAUUUAAAACGUGCCGUCUACUUCCAGGAAAUGUUCGGAACAGAGAACUUUCUCUAAUCCAACGCCGCAUUCUCCGAAGAUUGAGGAACAAGAGGAGAUCCAUUAAAAGAAAUCUUUCUCAGAGAGAAAAUCUAAACAGUAACAUCAAAUCACAAACUACACGAAAGUUGUCCCUUUAUUAUGGGGAUUUACCCAUAAGGGAGAUGCACAGAGGAAGAGAACGAACUUCAUAUAUCCCUUUUUUACUCAAUCAAGAAACAAGAUCGGACGUGAUUCCGGUUCGUCUCCGUUUUAGUGACACUCUUCCUCAAGCAAGGCAGCCGAUAAGUCAUCGAAGGGUUUGUUUGAAUAAUGGACUGGUAACCAUUACUCAUUUUAAAGUUUCCCAUGGUGAUCUAAUAUCUUUUAAAGAAAAUGACGCGAGAACCCGCGGUGAAGAAAUAAGGAGAUCUUUCUAUAUCGACAUAUCAGUUGGAAAAAUCAUAGGCAAAUUCCUACCGGUCAGAAUCUGGAGAAGAACAAAAACAGAAUGGUUCCGCUUACUCACAACUCAGAGGGGAUGCCGCUUACUACUAAAAUCCGGGUUUUUGCAAGAGUUGCGUUCUUAUAUGCAAGAAGAAGACUUAGAAAGAACAAAGAAGUUUGGAUCCGCAAAAGUAUGCUUAGGCAGUUCCUUCGCUGAGCACAACAGAAUGAAGAGGAAUUUGUUUCAUUUCAAAUACUUCUUCUUAUGGAAAAGAAGGAAGGAGGAAGAGGAAGGGGUAGAGGAGAUCCUCAAAGUUAUCGAGGAAAACGAAAACCGAAAAAGAGCAAUAAGCCCUUUUGUUUACACAAACAAAUUAUAUAGAAAUUCGACCUAUUGCUCCGGAUCCCCGUUUACUAUUACUAGGAAGAUAAGAAUCAAAAGGAUCGAACUACCUACUCAUUAUUCGGAGGUGAAUCAUAGAACACUAAAAGCUGUGGUAUCUUAUGGACCUAACAUAGGUCACAUCCCUCACGACAUAAGAUUGAAAGAUCCAAACCUUCCUCUUCGGAGCGGAAACGGACGUGGCCAAAACAUAUAAAAAAAGAUCGGCCUAGUCGCUCAUAGGGACAUAUCUAUCCGGAUAGAGGAGAGGAUAGUCUAGAUCAAUUUUUAGAAAAAUCUCUCUCUAUAUAGAAUAGAAUAGAUAGGUAUCUCUGUGGAUAGAGAUAAAGAUAGGGAUCCCUCGAAAUAUAUGGAAAAAGUGCACUUUUUUACUACUACUACUAUUUCUUAUUCUUAGACGAAACAUCGUUUUUUCGAUUUUGACUGAAUUGGUCGGAGCGUAGACGAGCGAGCAGAGCCCAGGAAAGAGGUCAGAUCGUCAUAGAGCAGUCGACUAUAAGUAUAAGACUGCUGGCCUGAGAGAAGGCAGUCUCUCUCGGGAAACAUGGCCCAGGGUUCUAUAGUAUAGUAUAGUAGCCAGACUAUAGGAAAAUCAAGUCUCAUGUUGCUCCUCAGAAAACGCGUAUAGUAUAUAGUAUAUAGUAUAUAGUAUAUAGUAUAUAGUAUAUAGUAUAUAGUAGUAGUAGUAUCAUUGGCCAAAGUAAAGUCGAUGGGACAAACGCUGUUCGUUAGAACUAGCAUUUUGUUUUGUCAUGGAAUCAAGUCUAUUUGUUCGAAUGUUCUUUUUUUCGUUUCGUUGGAAAAACCAACGCCGACGUCAAGAAUGGAUCAGUCUAGUCUCCUUUCUCUUUUGGGAGCAGAGCUGAAAAAGAUGGAAUUGUCAAGUACGAUGAUAUUUUUAUUAACGGAUAGAAAAAUGCUAUUAUCAAGUAGUAAACCCAUUAUGAUUGCAACUCGUGGGAUGCCUGGAAUCCCACUAAAUCGAGAAUCGGAAUCGGUGGAGGAUGUGCAUAGGGUACUCCGAGCCCUCCCCUUAUUUAGAGAAAUGGAAGGUAUCUUGCGUGAGAGGAACCUGAAUCUCCCGUCAGUACAGGAAAUAAGCGCUUUCCGUGUGAAUCUAUUCUCUGGUAUCCGGCGUGAGAGUGCGAUUGCGGACUACGACGCUUUUUGGCGCUCCUUACUCGAGGAGAUUCACACACCUCAGGGACGUAGUUGUUUUGGUCAGAGAAUACAAGAUCUGCACGCCCGAAUGUCUGCCGAGGGCAACUGGGACUACUUGAUUGCCCAACAAGGCAGAGGGUAUUUUGGUAACCUACCUAAUCUCAACAGCCCGUUGGAUCAAUAUCAAUUUGGAAUUCACCCAAUUCUGGAUCUGAAUAUUGGUGAGUACUAUGUCUCAUUCACAAAUCUAUCCUUGUCUAUGUCUAUGCUACUCACUCUCGGUUUGGUCUUACUUCUGACCAAAGUAUUUAUGGAAUCGUCCGGCCAGAAACGGGGAAGAGCCCAUGCUGUCGUAGAGGCCUCGUCGAGUGCUUCCGCUACGCCUAAUUCUGAGGAUGAUGAUAAGCGGAAAAAAGUGUCCCGCCAAGACGCCAAUGGCAAAGAGUCAGAGCCGCCCAUAAAUGGGGCGCAACCUGAAGUACCAUCCAUUGCGUUCUUAAAGAAAAGAAUUAAAACAGUUCUAAGGUCCUGUCGAGAUAGGAACCCUAGGGAGAGCACAUUACGCUCUACUUACGAGGAUCUUCACCUUGAAACGGCGAGCGCCGAGAAGCGGGUAAAAAUCGCCCAGGCCCUAGAAAAUCUGUACAGGCGAAGCCAAUAUUUCCGGAGUAACAAAAGGCAGCAGCCCCAUACCGACUUGAUUAUUCAAAUCUGCGAUUGGGAGCGUACGAAGAGGUAAAGAAAUUCACUGGUGUAGGCAUAGGAAACCGAGGCCCCCCAAACCCAUCUACUAUACGGUUGAGGUGAGGGGGGGAAAGAAGAGUGGGCAUGUGGGCUUCUUUCACU
Messenger RNA from Zea mays, 27355 nucleotides. RefSeq names its product NADH-ubiquinone oxidoreductase chain 6. NCBI's taxonomy places the organism in Eukaryota, Viridiplantae, Streptophyta, Magnoliopsida, Poales, Poaceae. The transcript has a single exon. Gene Ontology annotation, molecular function: NADH dehydrogenase (ubiquinone) activity. Bases 29 to 691 code for a protein of 220 amino acids. The record is from RefSeq and is a predicted model, not a curated record.